UUUUGUUGCCACUUACAAAUUUUGUUUCUUUGUCAACUACAUUGUCGUAGUUUUUAGUAGUCCCUGACUGGCAAUACUUUAUUUUCUUGUCUUAGUACAUUAAAAGCGGUCUAAGUCCGUACCGGCAUACUGUCGUUAGAAUCUCGACAUUCUGAUACAAGUUGUUCGUUCACCUGUGCCGAAUUGGUUCCUAAGAUCCAGGAAAUAUCGUUUGUCAAUUUCACAUGCACCUCCAUUUCUAAAUUACUUUGCAAUGGCAUCCGCGGUGGACCCCAGAUGGAUCUCUUCAGGCCUGUGCGAGCGGAGUAUAGAGAAGGUCAAGGUUGAACUGAAUGAAACACCGGAACGUCGGGAGGAAGGCCUAGCCGCUCUGAGGGAGAAGAUUCGGGAAUACACUGUCGAACACGAGGACUUCACACUACGCAAGGACACAGACAAAUUUCUCAUUGCGUUCUUACGUGCUAGGAAGUAUGAUGUAGAGAGGGCGAUGAGCUUACUGUUAAACUACCAUUUGUUUCGUAAGAAGCAUGCGGAUCUGAUCGAGGAUGCAGAUCUGAAUUCUGUGCGACCUAUCCUGGAGCAUCAAGUGGUUUGUGUGUUUGGUGACCGGGAUUCAGAAGGUCGGCGAAUGUUCAUGUUCAGACCGGGUCGCAUAGAUCAAGGUUCUUUCAAAAUGAAGGAUGCUUUGCGCACACUCAUAUACGUUCUGGAUCAUGUGAUCGAGGAUGAGGAAACACAGGUGAACGGGUUCGUCUUCAUCCAGAACUUUGCAGACAUGACAAUGGGCAAGGUGCUCAUGUUCGACCGCUCUCGUGUAUCUGUCGUCAUGGAGCUGUUCCAGGACGCGUUCCCGGCACGAUUCAAAGGGUUCCAUCUCGUCAACCAGUCCUCGCUGUUCAGUAUUGUGUGGGCGCUCGUCAAGCCAUUCAUGAAGCAGAAGCUACGUGAGCGCUAUCACUUUCACGGUGCAGAUCGAGAGAGUCUCUUCUCGAAAGUCGCCAAGAGGGAUGUCCCGCACGAAGUGGAUGGUGAUAGGCCAGCGUAUGAUCCCCAGGACGUACUAUCUUUCCUGACUUCUCUUCAGGGAUGAUAACGUUAGGAAACGUUUUAUGAUUGAUGACGUCUUGAUUCUUCCCUGCUGAAUAGGGGGGUGGGUGCGCAGUGUGUGUGUGUGUGUGUGUGUGCGUGUGCGCGUGUGUGUGUGUGCGUGGGCGUGUGUGUACCGCUGAGUGGAAGUUCAUUAGGCCCCCAGACUUGCCUUGGUAUCUGGCUCUCGGCAUGGCAUUAUUUAGAAUAUUUUUCAAAUAUUCAUUUUAAGCAGAGGUUGCAAACAGUGAUUUUUCAGGCCUUUAUCUAUUUGUCACAGAAGCUCUUCCGUUUCUGGAUUCUAACUGGGAAACUACCAUGCCAUGUAUUGUGACUGUCGGUAUUUCUGUGUCAAAUGACUCUGACCAAAACUAUGUCGUACUUCAACGUUUUUUUAUGCUCCAAUCUACUCAAUGUAUCUUGUCACCUUGCUUUAAACCUUUCCUUAUGGCCCACUGCAGCUGAUAUUUACAGUAGCUGUACGUGUGCAAUGCACAUAUGCUUGACUGGACUUGUAUUCCAGAGUGCUUGUGCCAAUGGCUGGAUAUUGUAAAAGAACUUUACCGAAUCAUA
Sycon ciliatum is the source of this 1659-nucleotide messenger RNA. RefSeq names its product retinaldehyde-binding protein 1-like. Bases 254 to 1090 code for a protein of 278 amino acids. Gene Ontology annotation, cellular component: membrane. Gene Ontology annotation, molecular function: phosphatidylinositol bisphosphate binding. The transcript has a single exon. NCBI's taxonomy places the organism in Eukaryota, Metazoa, Porifera, Calcarea, Leucosolenida, Sycettidae. The record is from RefSeq and is a predicted model, not a curated record.